AUGGAUGCUGAACGAAGAAGAAGAAACAUCGAAGGUGGUCAUUUCCAUGGCGGACGGGGAGGCAGUGAAGCAGUAGCAGCUGCUACAGCUGAACAUGCUGGGCAGUCCGGGUCGUCCAUGGCUAGACGGUCCGAGCUAGGCAUUGUUUUGAAGCCACCCACAGGCAGUACAAUUAGACAGUCUAUCAAAACUUCGAAAUUGACUAACAAUGAAGCCGAGCAUAAGGUCUUGAUUGCUGGUCUCGAGCUAGCUAAGAGCUUGGGAGUAAAGGUCAUCAAGUCCAAGUGCGACUCCCAACUUGUGGUAAAUCAGGUCAACAUAACUUUUGAGGUUCGAGAAGAUCGGAUGCAGAGAAGGAUGUUAUAUGGACCAUUAGCAAAAUGUUUGGGACCAGGAGAUACAGAUUACGUUCUACGAGAAAUCUACAAGGGCAUUUGCGGGAACCAUUUCGGUGUCAAGUCGUUGGUUUACAAAGUCAUCAAAGCAGGAUACUACUGGAUCAAUAUGGAGAAAGAUACUAAAGAAUUUGUUCGAAAAUGUGACAAAUGCCAAAGGCAUGCGCCGAUGAUCCACAAACCCGGAGAGUAA
Molecule: messenger RNA, 588 nt
Organism: Nicotiana tabacum (common tobacco)
Lineage: Eukaryota; Viridiplantae; Streptophyta; Magnoliopsida; Solanales; Solanaceae
Source: RefSeq, a predicted model, not a curated record